This is a messenger RNA of Microbotryum saponariae, 1653 nucleotides long. NCBI's taxonomy places the organism in Eukaryota, Fungi, Basidiomycota, Microbotryomycetes, Microbotryales, Microbotryaceae. The record is from the annotation of a GenBank genome assembly.
AUGCCGCCCAAAGGACUCAAAGCUGCUGGAAAGAUCAAGAGGACAGCCAUCGCGGCGUUCGACCCGUCUUCAGUCGGUAUUGGCAGUUCGUCGACCGCGCCGGUUGCAGGAUCGGCUGCAGGCUCCGGAGACGUCUCGACCUCGACGCAGGACGGCGAUGUCCGAACCAUGCCCUUGGACGGCGAUCGACUUUCUGUAUCCGAUCUUUUCGAAUUGAGAUCGUCGGCGGUCGCACUUCUGUCGUCAGGAGACGAGGACAAGAUAGAAGAGGCGAGGGGUCUGCUGCGAGGGAUCCUCCACGGCGUACAAGACCUGCUACCGCUGGUGCCGAAGCAUCACUCGUCGCAGGCUCAAGAAGGACAGAUUGAAGGCAACGGGAAGGGAAAAGCCUCAAACGAAGACCAAGCUGGCGAGGAGGACAGCGAGACGGUCGAAUUAUCGGACGAUCAACUGCGAGCACUCGGUCUAAUCGACAAGGAGCAGAAAACGAUCGCGCUCGAAGCCGAGCCGCAACUCUACUAUCUCCAAGCCUGGUCUCUACAUCACUAUGCACUCGUGCUACCAGCCGCCAAAACAUUCGCAUUCGCUCAAGCAAAACUCCUCUCCGAAGAGACGGGGAAGCGGCGAAAACUCGACCCGAGCGAGUCGAGGGAUCCCGGCGAAUGGCUUGCCCUGGCCAGCCAGAAGUACGAAGAGGCAAUAAGGUGGCAUGCCGAUUCGGGCAACGACUUCAGCCUCUCCCACCUUCUCGUCCUCGCCGAUGGCAACCGCUGUAGUGCCGACCGAACGGCGUUCCUCAUGAGUAAGCAUGAGGAGACGGCAGCGGGCGAGUUGAUGGAAUCGGGCGUGGGGGACUUGCUACCUUUGAUCACUCGCAUCAAAUUCCACGGCCAGCAUACUCAAGAAAUCGAAGUGUUCUUUGAGGAGCGUGGUGAUCUCAUAGCCGUCAUUCUGCGCUCCAUUGCCUCUGUCGUUGCCAGUCAGGAAGAAGUGGCAUCACUGGCACAGCUCGCGCAUUCGGAAAAGGUCUGCUCGGCGCUUGACACCGCCCUCGAGCCUAUCAACAACGGCAAUGGGUCAUGGAUCACGGCCGAGACGGCGCUGCAGUGGAGGUUCGAUCUUGCGAUCAUUCGUGGUGACAUCGCCCUGGCCCAGUUCGGUGUCGAGAUCGAGAUCGUGGAGGACAAGUAUCGUCCCGACGCGACCGAAGACGAUGAAGGGGACGUGGAGCCUUUGCCAGUCGACGCGGAAGAAGUGAAUGAAGCCCAAAGACGAGGCGAGGAAGGUGCGUACAGCUUUCAAGUGUGAUGUAUGCGUCCAGACCGUCCUGUCCGACGCACUGACUUUGCUCCGACGAACCCCGGUGCAGCCAUUGCCAAACUCCGAGGCACGAUCGAGUUGUACUCCGGUCUUCCGGCGAAAAAGCAAAUCGCUACCGUCAAAACGGAACAGUACCGCAAAGUCAGUCCGGCCCUAGUACCUCCCUAUCCAUUCGCUUCGACUGACACCGCGACUUUGACCUUUGGGUAGCUCGAGGAAGCGUACCUCAUGUACUCAGCACUCUUCAAUCCGGAUGAAGAAAACAAGGCUCAAGAGAUCGAGGCCGAGCUCACCAAGAUCAGGGCAGAGGGUGGCCUCGAUCAAACACCAUAG